CCGUACACUGCCAAGAAAUGAAACGAUCUAGGGAAGACAUACAUGUGAAUACAUUUACAACACUAAUAGUGUAUUAUGGCUUGCAGGUGAAGCUCGUUGUGGGAAGUCGGGUUUGAUCUAUUUCGGCGUUCCCCAUCGCUCAGAAUGCUCAUCCAACGAAUGCCGAUUGCGAAUAGAAGAAGAAGGUCGGCCGUAGGUCAUUGUUUGAGGUAAAAAUGGCGACUGUCACUCAAUCAAAUACAUCUGGAAGCCCGAAUGCGACGGGAGUGUGGAAUCGAUUGUCCCCAGAAGAGUUUCAACAGCUCCAGGAGUACACUAAGUGUAAGAGAUUUUCCUCCCUUCUUUGUCCUUUUGGUUAACAAAGUACUUUAACGCGCAGUUAAUGUUUGGUGUUGUUUAGUGAUAUACAAACCGUGGCGUUACGGAUGAAUCAUGCCGUUCGAAUUUCGUAUAUAGCUAUCUCCGAUAUUCAAAAUUUCUAUGCCAUUUCUCCUUUCGGAUAUUAGCAUACGAGACCAUACUGAUGCCUUAUUAUUUCACAAUAAAAUAUUAACGUGGCCGAAGUGAUAUAAUCUGAAGUGAGAGUCGUUCGUGGUGUACUCUUUUUAAUUUUAAUCAAAGAAAUACUGCGUACAACGCCAUACAAUACGGUAUGAGAUGAAGGUUACACUGGGGUCUCCGUGUUUACAUGUCUUUCCUAUGGUGUGCACUGAAAAAAGUGACAUAAAUAUUGUUAUUUUUCAGUGAUACUCUUUAACUACAUUUCCAUUUUGAGUUGAUAACAAAACGCUGGACACGUACGUAGAUUGCCUAACGAAAAACGAAUCCGGAUUUUAAUACUUUAGUAUUACACUAAGCCUUAUGCUCUUAGGUGUUCUUCCAGUAAUAAUAUGGCGGCUAGUGUUAUUAGUCUAAUUUUCACAUGUAUAAACAAUAAUGUUCGUAAUUUUUAAAGACAAGGGAAGAUUUGGGUGGGUGUUCUCGUGAGAGUAUUUUCUGUUCGAGCCCUUCGUUGCCUCUGUAGUAAUAGACGAACAAAAAUUUAAAUUCUGAGAUAUGCGGUGUUACUGAUGUGCGGUGUUGGUUGACUUUUUUUUCGGUGGACGUUUUUCGGUGCAUUUUUGUUCGCUUUCAUAUUUUUAUUAUUUCAAUUUUCUCAAUUUCGAUCCUCAUGUUCCCCAGCCAAAAGAGCAUUUUUCAUAAACGCUUUCUCAAUACUAAAUUUCCUACGAUGUCACAUUUAUUAUUAUCAAUUUUUUUUGCUUUUCAUAUUAUUUAAAUGUUCCUGACGCAAUUUAAAUGAACAGUUUAUGGCGACACAUUAUGUCCACGACUUGUUGGCGGUUUCUUUCGAAUCUUUUAUAUCCGGGAGCUAAAACGAAAACUUUCGAGUUGAUUUUUAAUCUUCCCUUCUGAUUUGUGGUUACAAGGAAAGGUUGACUUGUUCAAAUACACGCGUUUAUAUCUCCUUCUCGUUUAGGGAAGAUAAGAGCUAGGUUGCGUUUCUUUGUGAUAUAUACUCACUCAGAAUGUUUGACUAUAUUCAUUCAAAAUAAACUGCUAGAAUAUCUUUUCUUUUUGUGAUAAGGUUUUUUAAAAUUUUAGAUUUUCAAGCAAUUAUAUUUCUUGAAUUUUCCAGUUACACCCACCAGUGUUUAAUAUUAUCCAAAGAAAUGUCUAAGUGUUGUCAUAAAAUAUUUAUAGCUUUUGGCAUACAAACACGGGUUGACAAACAAAAUAUCACUCUUUUCACUCAAUAUGAAUGGCAAGGACAUUUGAAAACAUUAUCAAAAUUUUGUCUCAAUAAAUUUUUGGGAAGCCAUCCUCAAAUUUGUAAAUUAUUAUGGUUGAUGAUUCUUGAAAGUUUUCUUCAAAUUGCUGUUAAGUUUUCUAUCAACUGUGGCAUUAAGUAGUCUUCAAUAUUCAAGUCAACACCCUUUGAACUACCUGCAGUUGUUUAUUAAACUGCUGUGUAGUUGUGUUAUAUCAGGCCUAUGCUUAUAAAACCAAGCACAAUGCAUGUUAGUCUGUUACUCUAUAAAUAUGGGAUUAAAUGUUGUUGUAAAUUUUGUGUUACCAGCAUUAGUGAAUGAAUGUGAGAAUUUUUAUCUAGAGACGACAUGUUCUUUCGCUUAUUUCACUAACUUUCUAAAUAUACACGUCAUGUACAAUUCCUGGCUAGGUGCUUAAUUGAUGAAUUUUAAUAUAUGCUUCAUUAUUUCAUGUUUUACAUCUAUAAAUGUGGUUGGUUGUAUUAAUGAUUCCCUACUGUUCUGGAGAGUGUGUCAGCCAAUAGCAACCAAGUAAACUUUAUCAAGCCUUUUUGUUUCCUCUUAAAGACAAUUAGACUCUUUUUUGCAAUUAUGGUAGCAUAGCUUUCUCAUAAAUUGAGAAAUUUCUCGGAAAGGUUUGAUAUUUAGUUCUUGUAAUGCUUUUAGACAAAAGUAUAAUGUGUGUUAAUGAUUUUUGUUAUGAUAAAUGUGUUAUGAUUUUAAUGGGAGACAUUUUAUAAAUGUCAGAUGUUACAUGUAACUCAUGUAACUCAUUCUGGGAACAAACAUUCUGAAGCAUUAUUCAUUCCUAGUUGUUACAAAAUAAUCAUUAGUAAUUUGAAUAUCCACAGAUUGAAAUUUCUGGGUAUUGCAAUGUAUGUUCCAAAAUGGUGACUAAAUGAAAACAGUUGCAAUCAAAGCUGUUUUGCUUAUGAAAAUUAUUUGUGUUUUUUUGAUGUUAUGCAUUUAUAAAUACUGCUUCUUCUGUUGAGUGAUUUUCAUUUGUAAUGAAUACAGUUUAAAAUGACAUCUCCAUGUGGUAUUCAUUGUACAGUUUGUUUUGUUUCUAUUUUGCAUUUAGCUUUUGAUCAAGUCUCCUCUUUAAUUAAACACCAUUUUUUAAAACCUCUAGAUGCCAAGACACGUCGAUUGACAGAUGUUCUUCAACAGUUCCGCGAUGGGGUUUAUCCUCAGUAUAACCCAGAGAAGGUAAGUGUCAAUACACUUUGUUCCCCACAUGCUGUAAUAUUUAACAUUUAAACCCUCAUAAAUAAUUAUUCCAAUUCUUUUAACAUGACAGUCUACCAUAAUUUUACAUGAAUGUACUUGAACAUGUCAAAACUUUUGGUUGUCAUUAUUGAUAGAAUUCAUAAUAAAUUUUCUUUAAAGCCAUGCAACAUUUGACCUUCUUUUUCUUGAAAAAUGAUGCAGCUGCAAAUGUGUAAUUGUGCACACAAUAAUUGUUACUUUCUACCUUUGAAAUUUACAUCUGAGAUUUGGUAUGUGAUUUUUUUUUUUAAUCAGAUUCAAUUUUUUUUUCUGAUGGACCCUUUAAAAAACUUUGUGGCAGCAACACUCACAUACAGUUUGGUGGUUCAUGAUUAUCAACAACAAUUCAAAGGGUCUAUGUCACGCUGUGAGUUGGGGCACUGACUUCUUCUAAAUUGACACUUAUAAGUGUCAAAUAGAUAUUGUUUCUUGUAAUGAUCAACAAGAAGCAGAGUGUGAGCUAGAUAAUCACAAGGUGUUUUGGUCACGUACUGUUCUGUAUGUUCCGAAGUAAUUACUGGUACAAUCCACUAUCUACAGUCCUAUAGAAAAAUUUUUUGCCCCAAUUAUUUCCUGUGAGCUUCAAUAAAUAUCAGGGCUUUUCCUAUCAGCAAAGACAAUUUGAGAGUUAAGAAAGGUGUUACAUGAAGAAGAAUCUCACAAAUACAACUAUCUUCUUUAGGAGAACAUUUAAAAUGGAGGCAAAUUGAUCUUGAGCUAGAAAAGCCAGAACUUGAAAUCAUUCUAGUUAGCUUUUUCAUGAAUCAGAAUGUAUACAAUAACGCUAACUUUAAGUCUAACAUUACAGGGAAUAUACUUGCAUUGUUAACUUUUUUAAUUUUUCUGCCAAUAAACAUAUAUCUGAAAAUGUAAUUUUUGUACUUAUGAAGUGAUUCUUUCUGGGCAUGUAAUUUUCACAAGAGUAUUUUAGAAUUACAUGGACUCUCCUCCAAUGGCCGCAUGGCUUUUCUUAGACAAGCACUGUAGAUUGUUUACAACUUGCACAUCUUAUGGUUUAUUUAUCACUUGCUCAGUGUGGUUUAACAAAGUUAAAAAGUACUGAAAACCUUCCUUAUGCUUAUUUUUGUCAGUCUUCCAGUAGUUUCAAUAUUUUCCCAGAUGGUUAGUAAAUGAAUAGUCACUUCUAACACGUGAAAGUCAAUGUGAUUAUGUACAUAUUUAAAAACUGUUGCUAAUAGUAAUUUAAGAUAAUCCAUCAAGUAAAAGCUCUGCAAAAGUUUAUACUUGUGAAACAUUUCAAGACGUGUUAAUGUUAAGAACUGAUCAAUCAGCUUGAAUGGUUUUCAUGGAAGACAUUUACCAGGUUGUACGGUACAGUUCCCUCAGUGCAAGAACAAUUGUGCUCCAUCAGAAAUAGUGUAAAUUUUCAAAGUCAUCAAAAAUACAAAACUUUAAGGUAUGUGGAGUACAAAAAAAGUACAAAUUUAGAAAACGAGAAAGUGACAAAAUUCAAUCAUUGGGGUUUAUGUUCUGGGCUGAAGUGAUACAUGCACAAUGUACAUGGAACAGCAAAUUUUAAGAACAAAGUAAUUGUACAUAUAUUUUUCUUAAGAAAAUUAUUUUAUUAAGGAAGAAAUAGAAGGAGAAAAAAGAAAUAUUGGCAUUUUAAGACCUUAGGAACAUUUUGAUAAGAAAGCAUUAAUCUUUAAAUUUACUUGGAUCACUUUUAACUUUUAAAGCCUCAAGUUUUUAAGUGCCAGCUGUUCAUUCUUGGUGUUUUUUGUUUUUCAGCCAAUGGACUAUGAGGGAUUCAAAUUAUUUAUGUCUGCUUAUCUUGGUAGUAAUGUGAGUGAGGAUUUAUGUGAACAUCUCUUUUGGGCAUUCCAUAAACAAGUCGCUGUGCAGUCUCCAUCUCUGUCACAAACUAUCAUAGAUAGUGUGGCUGUAUCAGUGGUUGCAUCCAAUUCCCAACAAGACCUUAACAAACAUGACAGGAGACGUAAGUACUUUCUUGCCAUUGGCUUUCACUGCAGGUCAUGUUCUAAUUGUUGAACAAACUUAGAUUAAGAAUUGCCUGGUUUUUACUUAGUGUAAGUAAAACAUAAGUAUGAUUUGCAAAUCUUCUUUGUCUAAGAGAUAAUCAAGAUGUCCAUCUCGUGUACUUUAAAUGACAUGCUUUUGCAUGGGAAAGCAGGUCAGGAAUGAUACCAUUCCAGACUCACCAAAUUUUUUAUUGUUUCAAGUUUCUUAUAUUUGACUGUCUUCAUCUAUUGCAUACCCAAGAAAUAGAGAAAGUUUAUUCAUGAAUAGAUAUUUUUGGGGAGGAUUUCAGAAAAAGUGAUCAGCCUGUUAAGUAAGAGUUGUGUGCUAAUUCUUAUAUUUGACAGUCUUCAUCCAUUGCGUACCCAAGAAAUAGUGAAGGUUUAUUUGUGAACAGGUAUUUUUGGGGAGGAUUUCUGAAAAAGUGAUCAACCAGUCAAGUAAGAGUUGUGUGCUAAUUUUGUGAAAUGAAUAAGAUGGUGAAUUCAUAUUUUCUGUUUGCGAAGAUUGUGUACAUACUUGUAUUUGGUGGUUUUGUUAGAGCUAAAAAAAUGCACAGUGCACUUAGAAAAGAUAUGUGAAGCACCAUCUUUUGUACCAAUGAGAGUGCAGCUUCAAUAACUGGUGUUCUGGUAUACUAACAAAUAAAUUCUGAAGUCUGAGGCAAGUAUGCAACAUCCACCCUUGUUUUUACAGCUGCACAUGCACUAUGACUGCACAUUUCACAAAGGCAGUUGACACCUUGAGGAUCCAGGAUCUUUCUUUUCCUUUUUCCUUACUGCCAUGAAAACCCUCUGUUGAAUUAGGUUCACAAUAUUGAUGUACAUUAGGGUAUAAAAGAAAACAUCAACAAUUUUGUUGGCUUCAUCUAAACCUUUGCAAACUGCAUGUAUGCAUUUUCAAUUGCACAAUCAUAUUAUUAUUCUUGUGAAAGUUGUAAUACAGUAUGUUUCAAGCCUCUGAUUUGAAGCCACUUACAAUGAAUUUCAAAUCUUGUUGAAAGCACUGAACAUAAACUCACAUUUGUGUUGACAGUUCAUUUUCACGCACACAUUUUAGAUUGUAUAAUACACAGGCAACAAUACACGGGCUUACAUGUGACACCUCAGUUGUCUGUUACACCAACAAGAAAAAAAUGACAUUAUAAUGAUUGAAUUUUAGCCUUUUUUGCAUUGAUGAUUUUUUAAUGUCCUUUUUGGAGAUAAAUGGUAAAAAAUUUGACUUGCUUUAAAUGAGACUGAAAUUUAAAGUUGACAUAUUUAUUUUCUCAGUAAAGUUCGCUUGAGUAUUAAAGAGAAUUUGUACUAUUCGAUUCAAAUUUCAAUCAAGGCUUUGGUACUAAAGCAAAACUAAGAGUUGAAUAAAUAAUGAACCAUCAUUAAUUUGAUAUUCAUUCCACAUCACCAUCAAGUGAAGUUCAGCAUCGCUUCUCUUAUUUCAGAGGGAGAAUAUCUUGUUUUAAUGUACAUCACAGCCAUUGAUAAAUUUGUCCUUACUUUUUCAUAACAUUUAUGGUGUGAAGAAACUUAUUAAUCAUAACUUAUUAUGUGCGUCCUGUAGUAAUGUCUGUUAAUAUUGUUUUUAUCACCUUUUAUAAAAUUUGUUUUAAAUUUACACAAUAUGUGCAUACAUUAAGACACAUUGGAAGAAUUAUAAAUUACAUUUGAUAAUUAUGUCAACAAAAUAACUCUUAACUCACAUUAAUUCAUUUGAAACUUUAACUACACAUUCAGUUUCAGAAAUUCCAGGUAUCCACAGUGGAGCUGGAACUGCAGCGCUGGUUGCCACAGCAGCUGCAAUAGGGGUUGGCGAUAAACCUGAAAUAACACUAUCUAAAGCCAAUGAUGAAGUUGCCGAGUCCAAUGUUAAAGCUAAUGGAUCACCCACAGUUAAAACUAAUAAUAAUGAUUCUAAAGGCAGUAUACAACCUUCCCUCACACUGUCACCAGCGCCUGCUCAAGACACUCUAGGGCUUGGUACGUGGGGGCGAAAAUCACCUGAUUUAAAACAUCACUUCCGAAGACACUCUAGUGGCUCGUUCAUGGGUUAGUAGCUACAUUUUAACAGCUGCUUGUAAUCACAAAUUGAACCCAUUUUAAAUUUCAUGCUAAUUGAUUUUUUUUUAAAUACAUCAUUUUCUUUAACAGCAUUGAUCAGCAUUUUGGUUUUUUUUUUGUAUGAAUGUGUUAAUAAAUAGAUAUGUUUCUUAACUUUCCUAUAUGUGGAAAUGUUUAAAUAGUUAUAAUUGUACCUCAUAACUAAAUAAUUACUGUUACGUUUUGUACAGUGAUAAUUUGAGUGUAUGGUGUUUUAGGAAGAAUUUUAUUUGAGCUACACUGAUUUUUGCUUUUCAAAUAAUGAGAAAUAGAAAUAAAAGAAUUACACAGCUAUCCCUUAAACAUUAUCCCUUUUUUGUGAACCUGAUGGAGUUAAAAAUGAAUAAUACAAAAUUACUCUAGGAAGAAUUAAAAGAUAAGACAAAUUGGGGGGUGUUGGGCUUCAUUUUUGAAAUUGUGUACAGCAGUUGAUUACUUUCCUCAACAAAUUGUGCUGUGAUGUUUUUGCUACAGUGUUAGCAGACUCAAAUAAAUAAUUCUAUUAAAUUAUUGUUCAAUGUGACUUAAUUGAAAAGUAAAAUAUAAAAAUCUUUUAAAGCUGAAAUUGCAAUUUAAUUGAUGUUAAAAUGUAAUCUCACCAUAAAGUUUUGGUCUGUAAUUACUGUUUUUUUUUAUGUUUUAAUUAUUUAAACAUUGAAAAACCCUCUGUCAAAAUGAGUUACUGCAGCGAUGUUUCCUUGUUUCCUUUUUCCCAGAAAAAUUGAUUUAAGCAAUGGAAAUCAACUGAUUUAUAUUCUCCAUUUGUUUCACAUCCAACCACCAAGAAAAUUUUUAUCCAACAUAUUUGUAAAAAGCAGUACUGCACAUACACUAUAAACAAAUAUCCACCUUUAACCUCAAGGAAAAAAAUAAAUGAAUUUGACAUUUUUCUUUGAGCAGAGGCUGUUGUGAUGUUCCACACCAGAAAGUUAAAUAAAAAUCAUAAGAAAGGGAUAGCUUACAAUUUUGUUGUUCCUAAACUCCUUUGAGCCAAUGACACAUUAGUAUGAGUGAAAGCACAGCUGGUCAUUUUGAAAAGAAGAUCAGUGUGGUCAUUGCAUACUGAAGUGGAAAACAUCUUAAUGAUCCUUAAAUGAAGUUUCUGAACUGAAUACAAUGAUUUGACUUAAAGUUGUACAAGUUUUUUUCCACCAGUUUCUCAUUUGUGUUAUGGGUGUCCUCAGAUGGAGGAAAAGCCAUAGUUUGUUCCUGACACAGGAACAAACUAUCCUUAAUUAUGCCUAUGUUCAGAAAAAAAAUUGUUACAGACAGACAAUUUUAUUAAAUGUCUUUCAUCAAAAACUUAAUGAUGUCACAACACAGCAAAACCUGGGAUUACCUGGUAGUAUUUUUCUGAAAGGUAUUUUUCCAACUAAAUGCCUGUUGACUUGGACAAUGUUUGACUUUAAAUAGAUCAUUGAUCCUGAUAAAUGGUUUUCAACAAGAAAGAGAAAGUGUGGAAUUUGGUCAGAAUUAUCCACUACUUCACACUGCUGUGAAAAAGUAGUACAACAUUUAAGUGAAUGGUAGAAAAAUAUGCUUGAAGGAAAUGGUUGUUAAUUAUUCAAAUAAAAAGUUGAACUUAACCGAGGUAGAGUUAGCAAGGUUCUAUCAUAGCUCCCACUUGUAUUUUGUUUGUUUGCUGGCCAGGGAUAACUCAAGAUAGUGCAUAGUAAGCUAACUAUAUUCAAGAUGCAUCAUCAGGGUCAACCUUUUAACUCCCAAGAUUUGAUUGUUACUUCUCUGUUCUAGCUGCUAUACAUUUCCUUGUAAAUAAGUUACGAGAAUUUAGGGUUAGGUCAUGAUAACAACUUAACUUGAACCUGAUAAGUUUGAGUAUUCUCAAUACCUGUGUGCCAGAUGCUUUAUGGAUAUUAUAGGAAGACAUUAAAUGGUAGUCACUUCUGGGAGUUAAAUGUUUAAGGUUAUCGUUAGGGUAUGUUCCUCAAUAUGUUGGAUUAAUGAAAAGAACUGCUGCAAAAUUACAAAGUGCCUGGAGUGGCUGUAAUGACAAAUCAGCAGUAUUGAGCAAGUGCUCUUAAGGUGGUGUUCACUGUUUGCUUGUAUUGAAAAAUUUUGUCUUAAACAUCAGCAAAAUCAUGGUGUGAUUUUGUUCCGUCAACAGCUUUUAAAGUGGCCAAUGAACACCCUCCUGCCCACCCCCGCUCAAGUUCACAGAGAAAGAAAAUGUCAAGUGAACAAGUGAACUUGCUGAAUGCCAAUGCACAGGCCAAAACAGUACCUAUGGUUUCUAUCAGGGAGAUUGCUUGUUAUCUUUCCAUGCUGGAAGGUGGAAAAGUCGAGGAUAAGCUGGAGUGUAAGUAUUAGUAACCAAGACUGAUUUGCCAAUGUGGUUUACUGCAGGUAAAUACGGGCAUGUUCUUCACUUGGUAGGGAUCCUAAAGUUUAUUUAGAUCUUACAAAGAAUGAGGAAUGAUUUGCUUUCGUUGAUGCUGUUAGGUUCUUUAAUUUGACAUUCUUUUAUAAUUUCUACAAUUUGUCCUAUUUCAUAGUUGCAGUAUGCGAGUCAUGUUUGUUUUUUGUUUCUUUGUCAUAAUUGAUGUUCUAAUCGUCAAUUAUAAUUAUCUAUCAUGGUGGUGUGCCACCAAUAGUUUACUCAACAUCUUGUCUUAAAAAAAAUUGCAAAAGACAAAUUUUAAGACUUCAACUCCCUGCAGUUUAUUAUGAUCUCUCUAUUGUUACAAGUAUGUUGUCUGAUUCUUUGCCAAUUUUUGGUACCAAUUCCCAGCUUUACCAUAUUUGUGACAUUUUAAUUUCUGUCAAUCUGUCAAGUGAAUAUUUUGGCACUUUUACUGAAAGUUCCUUUUGUAGAUGUACAUGUAAGGUUAUAAGAUGUAGAAAUGAAAUUACUGCAGAACUAUAUGAUUUGUAAAUUUAAGUAACAGCUGCAGUGUUUCUAGGUUUUGUCAGGAAAUUAAGUUGAUUUGUUGUGUCACUUUUAAUUAAUUAUCAAUGGUGAUAAGGAUUACAGCUACAUGUUACCAUUGUGUUUCAUAUACAUCUGAGGUGAUGCAUAAACAGGUGUUGUUAUCACAUCAUAUUGAACAGUAUUACAGUAAUACAGGGCUUAUCAUCAGCUGCCAAGGUGCUUGAUUUGCAUUUUACUGAUUUUACUGUGAAUUGAAAUUCACUCUAAGUUAUUGCAGCUAGUUUAAUGUAUGAUGUUAGUGAUGUUAUUGUAAGUGUCAAGUGUGAUUCUUGUCUUCCAGUUGUUUUCAGAGUGUAUGACAGUGAUGGAAAUGAGUAUCUAGAUUCCCAGGUGCAUAUCAUUUUGCCAUAUUUUUAACUGAAUUGAGUUGUUAAUGGUCAUUUCAGUUAUUGGUUAUGGUUCUUGUAGACAUUUUCUUUCUGUAAGUGACUCUGAAUGCUUUGACAAGGAAUGCUGAAUUGUGUAAUAUAUAUGUUGUUUUUUUUGGCUAAAUUGUUAGCUCACCCAGAUAUGAAAAACCUUUGUUUGAAAUUUUGAGGCAAGGAAUUAGAAAUUCAAGAAUCCAUGCAAAAAGAAAAGCCACAGGAAGAAUUUACAAGUAAUACAUGUGUUGUGCAACUUGUCACAAAGACUUCUACAGUUAAAAAUUUAACCAAGUAAAACAAGAAUUAAUGCAGCUGUUUUCCUUGUUAUGUACAAAUAUUUGUUUAAAUGUUUUGGUAAAACAUAAUUUGUUUCUGCACGACUAGGUAUAGGUAUGAUAACUUUACUGUAGUAUUGUUGGGAAUUCUCAUAACUUAAAUUUCCAUUUUUAUUUGGUGAAGGAAUUGGAAUGCAUUACUCAGCAAAUGAUGAGUGUAGCUCAAUAUCUUGGUUGGGAUGUCACAGAACUCAAACCAGUAAGUAUGUUAUUUUUAAAUUGUGUAAACUCACAUGUAAGUCAAUAAUCAGAAUUACUUUAAAACUUGGAAAAAUGUGAACAUCUGUAGAUAUAUUCUUGCAAUUAUUUUUUUAAUGAAUAACCAGUUAUCACAUUUGUAAUAUGGAUAUUUAAGCAAACCACAAAGCCAGUAAACAAUAAGCACAACUUCCCAUAGUUUUUUUUUCUCGUAUCUGAUUGGCUUGGUUUUCUUGAGCAACAACAUUCCUUAAAUCAGUAUUUGGCUUUCUCUGUUUGUGUAACAACCUGAAUAUGUGAAGUAGAGAGAUGUAAUGUACCUGUAGGUCAGGUAGCCCACCUGUCCAUGUAAUCUUGAUCAUGUUUGCAUGUACCUAAUACUGGUGUAAACUGCCAAUGUGUCUCUCCCAGGCAAUCAGGCAAUGUUCCAUUGAGCUUAUUUGGGCUCAACAAAAACUUUUUUCUCAAUGAUCAUUUGUGGUUAGUCAUGUACUUGUUGAUUGUGCUGGGAUAGUUGUAAUUCAUUUUGUACGAGAUUGACUUAGAAUUUGAAAUAAAUAGUUAUAUUAUGGAAUUCUGGCCCCAGUUGUUCAAAGGGCAGAUAACACUAUCCAACAAGAUAAGUACUAAUAAAACUUACUGUGCUAGAUUGAAAUUUAUUCAGUGGAUAGCAUUAUCCACCCUUCAAACAACCUGGGUCAGAGGUCUGGGUUCAAUUCUUCACAGGGACUCUAUGUCCCAUGCUUGUGACAAGACAAGUAAUAUCUUUCUUUAUUCCAUUUCUGAGUGACAAACUUUACCUUCUUUCUAAUCUCAUUUAGUCUUACACUAUACUGUUGUUUGAUGUUAUAACUAAACAGUUAUUGGCAAUAAAGAUGUAUGUAUUCCAACAUGUAAACUAAGUUAUAAAGCUGUGUAGUGGCCUUAUGACUAGGAUUUAAUGGAUUAAAGUUGGCUACAAUGUGACAUGUUGGUAUACCUGGGGUACAUUAGAUCUUGCAGGACAUGUUGGUAGAGCUGGAUGAUGAUGCUGAUGGCCAGAUAUCUUUAGAUGAGUGGAUCAGAGGAGGACGUAAUACAAUACCACUUAGAGUACUGCUUGGCUUAGAAACUGUGAGUACCUGUUGAUAUGAUCCUUUGACUGGUAAAAUGACAAUUUUUAAUGUGUAGACAAUGACCACAUUUAUAUUGUGGUCACUUAUUGCAUGGAGCUACAUUGAAGCUAAUUUUCUUAAGUUCCACUGGUAUUUUUAAGAAAUAACUUUAAUUUGUUUUAAAACUCAGGUUUUCUAAGUACAUGGUGCAGAAAUUCACCAUCACUGAACAGUGUAGUCCAGUGAGAAAUUAUAUCUAGUUUAUUUUUACUUGUCUCCAAUGUUUCAGGUUUUUUUUCUGUUCAAAACCACCUCUUUCUUAGCUGUCAACUUGACUUCUUUGCAUACCAUACAUUAAUUUGUCGUAAUACUCCUGGAGCUCAAUGGUAAAUUGAGUGAUUUAAAAACAUACAUUGACAGAAUUCAUGCUUUCUGUCAUUUGAUUCCUAAUCAUAAGAAAAAUCAUUCAGCAGUCUUCAGUGCCCCUGUGAGUCAAUUAGUAUUCUUUUCUUUCCACAGCAAAUUCUCGAUGAUGGUCAGCAUCAGGUGGGAAUGCAAACAACUUACUUUAAGUUACUGUUUGUAUCUGUUCUUUAGUCACCUUAACCCUUUUCUGCUGGCAUUUUGUAUUAUUUCGGCCCAUAUGACUCUAGAUUCAAGCUAUUAAAUGACAUAAUUUAAAAAAUUAGUUUCAGGUGGCAGAAAUUUCUUGCAUUUGCUUAACAGGACAGAGCUCAAGACUGUCUAAAGUUUUCACUAACUUGCUUAACUGGCUGGUGACUCUCUACAGACUAAAACAAUUCUCACAAUUAAUGUAAGGUCCAUGUGUUCAACUGAACAACUUUUUUGUAAACAGAUAAUUAUUUUUGGAACCAAUAAUAACUACAUGUAUCUUCAGACAAAAUAUCCAAGCAUGUUUUGCCCCACUUAAUGCUUAAGUUAUAUCUGCACCCAAUGAGGUCAGUCUUUUUUUUUUGGUUUUUAGUGGCGUCAAAAACGCUUCAACAGAAAUGCUUUCUGUAACAGAUGUCUUAAUGUCCUGAAUGGGUUUGCGCUUAGUUAUCAAGGUCUUCAGUGCCCAUGUAAGUCAUCCUGGCAUAAACAUACAUCCUAUAGUUAUAUCUAUCUGUCUGAUGGGUUUACCAGUUGAACACCUUACAUGGGGUGUGGACAGAGCACAAGAAAAGUUUGAUUACAUCUUUCCUAAUGUUCUCCCAGAAUUCAAAGUGGAUUAUUAAGUCUCAUUAAACUGAACAUCUUCUGUGAUCAGUAGAUGGGGUGGUUAUGAGGGGAUACAUGUAGCUUUCUAUUCUCCUUUUCAAUAGUUACUGCCUUUGUACCAAAUCUAAAUGUAUUUGAAAACCAAAAAACUAUUCUAAUACCAACAGUUUGGCAUCCCUCAUCUCCCCCCAACCCCCUCCAUCCCUCUUUAAAGGGGGCCUACAGGACAAGUGUGAACAAAAUAUGGAACAAACAGUUUAAUUAGAUGCAAACUAGCAUGGAUCCCAGCUGUGUUAAACUUUAGGCAACUAAGAGGAAAACCAGUGAGAGGCAGGGUGAAGAACUGGAAUGUAUGAAGUCUAGAUUACAAGUCUGGUGUUCUAACUUCAUUGCCACACCAUUGGCUUUGGAAAAAAAGUGUGUUUAUUGCAUAAAUGAACUGCUCUAAUUUUGACUUGCAUUUUGUCACCAUCUGCUAUCACCUUUAGCUCAAUGCUUCCACUAUGUUUUUUUUUGUAUUGUUUUGUGAAACAUAUUUUACUUGACUUAGUUAUUCAAUUUCUUUGGCUUUAAAAUGAUUUUUAUUUUUGUUGAAUUUCUACAGUUUGUAAGUAUACAGUUCAUGAGCGUUGUGUUGAGAGAGUACCAGCGUCUUGUAUCACCACAUAUGUCAAGUCUUCAAGAAGAAGUGGGAAAAUGGUAGGUAGUGUUGCUUACAACGAUUGUUUAGUUGAGUGAUGAAAAUUUGAUAAUCUGAUUUAGGUUGUUUAAAAUAGGAUUUAGUUCAACCAGGGCAUGUUUUAAUUUUUGAUUCAUUGUGAUCACUUUGCACAGUCAUGCUGGUUACAUUUUUUUUCCUUUAGCUGGUCCAAAGACAACUUUCAAAUCUCACUAAAUUUACAAGUUUUUAAACAACGGAAACCAGGGCCAGUUAAAAUUUAACCCAGAACUUGCAAAAUGUGACAUUUAUUACUUUUUUUAAAGCAAAACUGAUUCUCUUUUGCUUUGUUCAUGGUUAUUUCAACUUUGGAAAGUCACGUAAUGUUGUAAAAUGGAUUUGCUACAUAAUAUGUACUUAAUGACUGAGAGGAAGGGCUGGAUGGGAAAACGUUUUGCUCUGGGUCAUGAUGUAUGGACCGAGCACAGUGAGGUCCAUUCUUCAUGAGCAAAGCCAAAUAGUUUCUGUCUGGCUGGACUAAGUCAGUCAAUAAGCAUUUUAUCAUAUGACCACUAAUCUUUGGAAAUUUGAAAAGUCAACACAUCUGGCCUACACAGUAGUUUUCACUAUGGUUUUGUUAGGGAUUCUGUAAGCAGGGCCCAACAGGGUCAUAUGAUAAAUGUAAUUACUUACUACUUGCGUUUUACAACAUCUGCUCAAAUUGUUUUCUUGUACAAAUGCAGAGCAUGGAUCAUCACUGGACAGAAGGAAACUGCCCUGGCAAGUGUUUCAAGUGUGGUAAAGCUGUCAAGAGUAACAACUGUCUUACUGGAUUACGCUGUGCUUGGUGUCAAGUCACGGUGGGUUGUGCACUCAAUGUGUCUUUAUUGAUCAAAAAACAAAUGCAGUCAAACCUGUAUUAAGUGGUGGUCAACCUUGACUGAGUCCCUAUGGGUUUUUUUUAUUGUCCCCCACCCGUAUUGAAUAGUCCUUAAAGUGGAACCACUUAGAUAAAACUAAGAACUGGAAAUUUCAAUGUGAAAGUGAGUGCUGGGAAAGGGAGUGGUGGGAAAAGAUUCAGGGUGCUUAUGAAUUCACAUAAGUUUGAAAACUGUCCUCCACUUGUAUUGAACAGUCACUUAAAGUGGAACUACUCACACAUAACUAAGAAUAAUCUUUCAAGUAAAAUUUAACUCAUGUUUAUCUCCCCAAAUCAAUGUUCAUACUUUGUAGGUUCACAACAAAUGCGCAACUCAUAUGGCACCAGAGUGUAACCUUGGAGAACAUAGAGAGCUUAUCUUGCCACCAGUCUGCAUCUCUCCAGCUGGUGGGCUGGUAUGUUCACAGACUAACCUACCACGCAUACUAAACUUAGAUAAAAAGUAAAUUUGUUGGUAAAUGGAAGUGCAAGAUGCACCAUGGCGUAGUUGUCAACACACUGUUCUUUGGUUGAAGAGGUCUUUGUUUGGGCCUUUGCCAUAAGAUUGUGUUGUGUCAUGGAAAUAUGAUAAAUUCCUCAGGCAGCUCCCUCUUCAUGCAGGGUAGGAAUAUGAAUUGUACCGCACAAACUGCUCGUCACACUUGACAAGUCUGUCGUGGGCCACCUAUGAUGAACUAACAUCCAAUGAAGGAGAAGUAAUAAUACUCCUAGUUGCUUCCUGCUUUUGAAACAGGAGAGCUCUUGUUGCUGGGUCAUUCGACUUCUUCGAAUCAACUCAUGAAUUAAUAAGAAACUUGAACUACAAACAGUUACGAAGAGCAGCACAAGAAAUAUUUCAACACUGUGGUAGGAAAAUGAUAAUGAUAAUGAUACACAUCUGGAGGGACAUAUUUACUUGUGGUCCUUGAAGCUUUACAAAUUAUAGUAGACAUGGUUAUGACGUAUGUUACCCUUGCAUGUAUUUGCAUGUAAAUAGUUCCUCAUCAGAAAGUUCUUGUGUUAGUAAUUAGUCUGUCUAAAUUUCAUAGGACAGGAGAAAGGACAACUCCACCCCUGAAGCUCAUAGGAAGAGAGCCAACUCUUAUGUCAAUUUUGAGGGGAUACCAAUGCAGGUUAAUUAUAAAUAACAAUAGAUAGCGUGCAUGUACAUAUGUAGCUACUGAUAAUGGUGAAAAGAGUUUUAUUUAGUUUUUUCGAGAAGAAAGUAAAGAAACAGAAUGAAGGGGAAUUGCCCUUAAUUCCUUUACUGUACCCUAAAAAUUUGGGCUGAUAACAAAUUCUCAUUUUGUGUUACUUAAAUGACAGAUAAGCUUGUGUAGUUCAUUGUUGACAACGUCUCAGGUCAUUUCUUGGAUUUUUUCGCCAAAGAUGCUAUUGAUACAGUUUGCUUUUCCAUGGACUGGAUAAUUUAUCUCUUAUUUCAGUGAAAUGUUUUUAUUGGUUGGUAUUCCUUAGUGGAAUACUAGAAAGCAAAGAUGCAAAGUUGAUGUUUUAGGAAGAUCAUUCAGUGUACUAGUCGAUUAAAAACGGUUCCUGGAAGAAUCUAAAUCCCUCUUAAAAUAGGAAAAUUAUGUAAAUACGUGUAUUCAAUGGUACAAAUGUACAGCUGUAUGUAAUUUGUCGCUUCAGAUUUCACCAUUACGUGGCACACAUCCCUUGGCUGUGUUUAUCAAUCCUAAGAGUGGUGGUCGACAGGGUGCAAGGUAGGAUUGUUUGAAAACUCUGGCCAACCUGGCUUUGCCCAUCAAUGCCUAUAAAACCAUUUAAGACCGUGCCACUUGUUUGCAAUGAUCAACAUAUGAAUGCUGUCUAUUGUUAUUUCUUUUUCCUAAACCUCACCAUCACGUGUGAUUAAAGUCCCAGAGUAUUCUAUAGUUUCUACACUUAUAUAUCUUGUUGUUUCGCCUAUGCUCUUUCAAUAAACCUGCAUUACUUUCUCAUCUCGCCUCAUCUAUCAAACAUAAAAGUCAGUCAAUGGAUCAUAUCUUACCCUACUUGUGAUUUUUACUUCGGUCGGCACUAAGUGUAGUUGAUUGAUAGGCCGCCUCUUCUACCAUCAGAUUACUUCACAAGUUUCAAUACUUACUCAAUCCGCGGCAGGUCUUCAAUCUUGGCGAUGGUGGACCCACACCAGGGUAUGUGUCUUGCUUUGCUGUUGUUGUUAUUUGUUCGUUUAGCGUUUGAAGUGACUUAGAAAAUUUUUAUUCCUCGCUGAUGGGAGAGUAGUCCAUCAUAGAUCACAAGCGCAGCACUGUACACUCAUUUACAAGCCACUUAUACUCCUGGAUUCGGAGAGGUUGUGUGAGAGUAAAGCCUAAGAAUAUAACAUAGCCACCCUGAUCAGAACUUGAACCGAGACCCCUCAGUCUUGAGUUACCACACAGACCAUAGGUUCCCCUUUUUAUUUGUUUCACUGUUGUCUUAUUUUCAGACUGAAGUUCUUUCAAAGUGUGCCUGAUUUCCGUGUCCUAUGCUGUGGCGGAGAUGGAACAGUAGGCUGGGUUCUAGCCACCAUAGGUGAGCUCAUUGACAAGUUUUUGUAUUCACUGUGAAAUGAAAUGUGCACUUAAAGACUUGUCCUCUACGGAGAAGUUUAAUUUUCGCAUUUCAUGUAGCUCGUGUUAUUAAGUGUAUGUAAUGUUAUUGUUAUUUCUACUCGCAAAUUUGAUAAGGAAAGAACACUCCUUUCAGUGUUUGUUAAGAUCAGUGCUAGGCUUAGUGAUAAUUUUUUCCGAAAAGCACGACGUUUACAAUGCAAGUGGGCAAGUUAUGCUUGAGUUAAAUUGAUUCCCUUUGGUUGUGUUUUGAGCACGCUGUGGAUGAAAGGAAUGAGCUGUUUCAGCUCAGUCUAAAAAUCAGUGAGAAACAAGUAUUUUGUUCCCACACUCUAAGUCGAUAAUAUAAUGCCUACCGAUUGUUGCUAGCAACCCCAGCAACUAGCACUGUUAAAUAAAGAGAUGAAAGUAUACAUCACAAUCAGUCAAAUGGUGACCCAACUCCCUUUUCUCAUGAACAGAUAAAUUACAGAUAAAGAAGCCACCACCAGUUGCUGUUUUACCUCUUGGUGAGUAAUAGGUACAGUCGAACUUAGCCACGCUAAGAGAGAGUUUGAAAGUUGACGUUUCGAGCGUGAGCCCUUUGUCAGAGCGAAUGGCGAAACGCUUGAAACGUCAGCUUUCAAACUCUGCGGUGGCCAAUUUACGUUAUCAAGUCAGUUGAUAUUACUAAAUUACCCUGUACAUCAAAGAGCUACUUUGAAAUUUAGUGCUGAAAGCAAUCCGAGUUUGCGCUAUAAGUCUCGCUUCACAGGGACUCCCUGUAAACCCUGUAAAGCCAUCUUAUUUAGCCCAGUCAACUUUGCUCUGUCAGUUACCGUGGCCUUGACACAUUUGGCCCUAUCGCCACAAGCUGAUAAUGUCGAAGUAGGCGUUUUUCCUUUUUAAAACCGUUAAACUCCCACAAGUGAUAUUCCUUCCACUCAACAACUGAUGAAAACAGAAAACAUAUAAAGGGGAUGAGGGGUGAGAAUAGUGCUUUCUUCUUGAUUUGGCAACAAACCCUUUUAAAUUGAUAAUGAUAAUAGGACUGAGUGGAGUCCAAUUCGGUCUGUAAUCAUACGGGUGGUUAACAAAGUCGAACGACAGCGAAGCGGGAGUCCGAUCCGUUAAUCACGGGUACUGAUUACAGACAGAAUUGGACGACACGAAGUCCUGUUACCAAUUGAUCAAAACUGUGAAAAAAUUUGAAAAAGAAACUAGGCAACGGUUUUAAGUUAGCUCGGUGAAAUGUGCGACAACAGCACGUGCUCAUGACGCGUACUGUCCACUUAGACAGGUAUGACGUGUUAAUUGUCCUAUAACACUGUCCAAUUGCAAGCAUGACGCGUACAGUGUCCUAUUAGUGCUCAAAUCGGGAUGAUGAUAACCAAUCACGUUUGAGAAUUAUAGUUUUUAUUACAGGGAGAAUUGGUAAUAUCAGUUAGAUAGUGGGAUUUUGAGGGUUAAUUUACCUAUGAUUAUCUAUCCACAGGAACUGGAAACGACUUAGCUCGAUGCUUGAAGUGGGGAGGAGGUAAUAACGAACGAACUAAAAAUGAGUGAACAGCUCUUCUUUCACUCAAACGUUGGAUGAAGCUGUUUUGAAGAUCCUACUGUUACCCAAUUAUUAUAAGAGGAAAAAGAUUCUUGAACAGAUAACUGAGCAGCUGUGCAGAAUUUGAUGAAAUAUUUCCAGUUCAAUCUAUCUCUUUCUGGGGUUAUAUAGUAGUUGUAUGUAAUAAAAUAUGUGGUUAUUGUUGGUGCAAGAUAGGAGAUGAACUUUGUUCGUUUGUCUCACGAUAGAGUCGCUUUUUGAUGUUGAUCGCGACGUUUCGACUGCAAUACUGCUAGUCCUCAUCAGGCAAUGAUGUCGAUUGUUUCAGUAAUAGUAGUAAUUGUAUAUUUACUGAGACCAGCUUGCUUUCAGGAGUAUGAAGAUUCAAUGUCUUGCGUGUAGGUCUUCGUAGUUGUAAAACCGCGGGAAUACGUUGUCGGUAGAUUUCUUUUUUUGCGGAAGAAAAGAGGAACCACUGUAUUUUGUGAAGGAUAAUAUUUGCUUGUUGUACAUCUUUCUCCUCAGGAUAUGAAGGUGGAAGUAUUUCCAAGGUGUUGAGUCUGAUUCAAAAGAGCUCGGUUGUAAGUCUUGACAGGUACUCGUGGAUCUGCUAUGCUUACAGUCAAAUCAACCGCAUGGUCAGAGGUUGCCUCUUUUUCAAACUUAAUUUCGAGAGACAGCUCCGAUUUGCGUCUAAAUGAACUUUUGCAUUUUUUUUUCGUUUGUGGUGAAUCUCCAGCAUGACUAUUCGUCAAAACACGGUUAAGCUAACUCUGUGUUGAUGUUAUUUCAUGAUAUGAUUUUUUAGUUCUGCGGACAGAUUUAUUGUCCUUCAUUCAGUAUGCUCUCAUUCAGAACAAUUAAAGCUAAGUUAGAUUAUAAAUCAGAGAUUAGCACUAGCCCUCUCUCGAACAUAAUUCCGUAUAAGCUGGAGCCUUGUCUUUGAAACGAAGACGUACGUGUUUUAGUUUGAAACGAUUCAGAUGAAAAUGAUUUCCAAAUUGUUUGAUUAGUACGUUUCUUUGUUGAAGGAUUAUGGCAAUGUAUCUUGAGCUGAGGAAAUUACAAACAAGCCAAUUUCAAAUCAUUUCACCUGAAUUUAAUUGAGAACCACAACUUAUAAAACGCUGUUUACAAAUGCUAAGUAUUGUGACUGAUUUGCUAAAGAAAGAGUUAUAAAAAACAAAUGAUGUUGAGGACCUGAUGUUAAAAGUUGGACUUUUUCUAGCAGUUUGAUGAUCUUAACCUUUACACGUUUUGUUAUUUUGUAGAUGGUCCGUCUCAUUCAAGCAAACUAACAAAGAAGACAGUGGAGAUCCACCUCCACUGGACAUCAUCAACAACUACUUCUCAAUUGGCGUGGUAUGUCUUUUUUUUCGGAGAGUUUGGUUAAACGAAAAUAAAGCUGCAGAAAAUUUUAUUAUUGAUUGCUUUUAUUUAUUUUUAGGAUGCGUCAGUUGCGCUCAAGUUUCAUCUGCAGAGAGAAAAGAAUCCUGAAAAGUUCAACAGCAGGUGAACUAACAAAUUAAAAAAAAAAAAAAAAACUAUUGAAACUUGAAACUUGGUAGAUUAUCUUUAAUAAUAUUGGCGAUGUCUGUUUGGGAAGGGAAUAGAAAUAUUUCAUGUAUUAGUACCGCUGUACUACAUUCAGGGCCAAAUAAACACGGAGUGUUGCAGAGAAUCUAUUUAUUUUCAAUUUUGGUGACGAUAAUUAUAUUUUUACAAAGGAGAUAACAUAACAAGUAAUUCAGAGCUCUUUUCUGCAAAUCAGACUCGUAAGAUAAAGGUCUUAUACGAGGCAUUUGUAUUAAAUUUUACUAAAUUUUGCUACUGGUAGAGAAUAGUUGUUUAAAUUAUUAAAGAUGAAUAAAAUUUGUUUUUUUUCCAACUUUGAAGGUUAAAAAAUAAAUUUCGUUAUUUUGAAUGUGGAACAUCGGAGACCCUUUCAGCAACUUGCAAGAAUCUUCACGAGGAAAUUGAAAUCAUUGUAAGUAUAUUUGCCUUUAAAGGUAAGAAUUAUGUUGCUUAAGGGGACUGUAAUACCAAAAUUAUCGUAUUUAAUUUUGCGUUCGGUGACGAUUUGAUUCUCUCUGGAUGAUGGUGAACAGUUGAAAUUCACUGACAGUGAAGCAGUUGCGGGAAAUGAUAGAAAAAUCAGCAACUAAAGAUUGCAGGCCUCAACAGUGAUUAAGCCAUGUCUCCGAGGCACUAUAGUUUUGCACUAUUAGCUGUUGGUAACUUGUGAAAUCUUUCCUCUUUUCCCCAACUAUUUUGAUCCACUUCGUACUCCGUAUUAACUUGAUAUUAAAAAAAAGAUCCAUUGCUCUUUCGGUUUGUACCUCAAAAUAGUCUGAUAAUGAUCCAUCUGUUAUUUUAGUGUGAUGAUACACCAUUAGCACUGCCUCAGCUGGAAGGAAUUGCUGUGGUAAAUAUUCCCAGCGUAUACGGUGGAGCAAACCUCUGGGGUGAAACGGACAAGAAGAAGGCCAGACGGUCACGUGCGAAAGCAGGCGGAAAGGACAAUGAACUGGACUGGGCUGUACAAGGUUAGUUUACAGAGUCGUCUUUUGUUGUAGUUUGCCUUUCUUCUUUGGUGAUCAUCCUCCUUUUGCUUAAAGGUAAAUUUUUUCGUCGCUACUCACCUCCAUGAUAAGCAUUUUGAAUAAUUUUAGAUGGCAUUUGCACGUUUUUUGUUUAUUUUAUGUUAGACAUAGGAGACGGGAAGCUGGAGGUGGUCGGACUUGAAAACACUCUGUUUGUCAGUCAGAUUAUUGUCGGCGUCAGAGCCCAUGGCCUUAGAUUGGCUCAAUGCUCCUCAGUCGUAAUAAGGUGGGUAUCCAGUUUCACGAAGAUUCUAAUCUUGGUUUGCUGUGGCUUUGGCUGUUCUCCACCAAUGAGAGGAUAAAACAGGGGCUGUGAGAGACAGCAGAAUUUAUUCAAUCGCUUUUAAAAGAAACUUACAGAGUUUUUUCCUUCGGUUGAUGAGUUGUGUGCUACUUUAAGGAUUCUAUAGUCUAAACAUCCUUUAUUAUUUCGACCGCAACAGGACCAAAAAGCUGUUUCCAAUGCAGAUUGAUGGAGAGCCAUGGAUGCAACCACCAGCCGAGGUAAGAGAAACAUUCUUGGUCGAAGUACUGUCUGGUAUUCCGCCGCAAGUUGUUUUAAAACAUUAGAAUCAAAAUUCAAGGCUGCUAUUAUGCUUUCUUAAGGUUUCUAUCGGCUAUCGAUAGCUGUUUAAGAUCGUAACUCCAUUAGAGGAAAAUAGCACUCGGGUGCAAAGGUUGCGAAUUUUUUUCUUUUCUUGGAGUGUCUGUGAAUUUGUGUUUGCUUAAUUUUAAGUUUGUUUCUUUAUAGAGAGCAAUUUUCUAAUCGAGUGUCGAAAGGAAUCCGAAAUCGGAAUUGCUCUGGUUUUGCUGUAUUUCGUGAUGUGAUUGGUCCAGGAAACCUGCGCCACUUUCUCAACCAAUUACAUUAAAAACGAAAACCAAUCUCGACUUUGUCACUCGCGUUUUCACGCUCUUUAGAUAGUUUACUGGUUUUCACUCUGAGUUCUCGUUGGUUCCUGGUGAUACUUCCACGUUAUAAUUGACUUCUCUGGUUGCUUUCGUUUUCUUUCUUAUGUUUUUAUUUUGUGUCCUUGCCAACUAAUACAAUUUUCCUUUUGCUGUCUUAAUAUUUCUCAGAUUGUGAUCUCACACAAGAAUCAGGUCCCUAUGCUUCAAGGACCGCCACCCGUCAAAAGCUCCUUCUUCUUUAGAAGGAGAAAAACACGAGACCCUGAAUUGGAGAGUGAGAUUUAAUUAACCUGUUUUUUGCAUCGGCCUAUUAUUAUAGUUGGGGAUAUCUAAGAAAGUGGAGAUGACUCUAGUGAUGAUAAGGCAGCUGUACGCAAACGCUUAAGUAUCGCCUAAUGGCGGAGUAACAGUUCUAGUUAUUAGACUGCGUAAGAUGUAAUUUAAUUUGAUUUUUUCCCAAACAGAAAUGGCGUUAAUCACUGUUUUAGGAUCUUAAUGAUUUCUUAUCAUUAUUUGAGGUUUUUAUUUUAAAGUGGAUGUAUUAUUUUUAUUCAAAGUAGAGUUUGGGGGCAAAUAAUGUGAGUCGGUUUUUGCUAAAGUUAUACCGGCUGUGCACAGCUGUGCAUUUUUAUCCUUGAUCCCUUCUCGUGGUUAUCGUAAUUUUGCCUACUGAGAAUAUCGCAGCCUCUGUUCAUUAUAUGGGCAAAAGUACUACCUGAGUAGACAUUUGCUUUUACUUGUAUUUAAUUUUCAUUGGGUCAAUUUGGAAGUUUGAAAGGCCAUGCGCUUAGCUAUAUAUUGACGCUAAAUUAAGAAGUGUACAGAAAAAGGCAAACGCUGUUGACCAGCGUAUGAGUCCAGCGAGCCGCAGCUCAGCUGAGACGUCAAUCUUCAUUGUUAUUUAUUGCUAGUUUGCAUCUACAAAAUAUAUGUAACGUAGUUAGAAUUAAGGAAUAGAGAAUGACAAAGUUAGAAAGGUCAAGCUUCAGCCAGCCUUGUCGAACCUUCCCAUUUACCAGAUCAAAAUAAGGAUUCUCCAUGGCGAUUUAUAGAGCCUGGAAUCGCCGUGCUGUCGGUUCAGAGAACCUCAUGAUUGGUGACGAGAAAUGCGUUGUUGAUCAUGUUGUGAAUGGACCAGUUUACACUGCUGAUGUCGUAUCAUGACCUGUUGUAGCUGAAUAUUGAAUUCGGUGAUUUACAGUAGCUGUCCAAUAAGAAUAUAUAUGAAUGAAAGAGUAUAAUAAUCCACCAUGGGUUUCAACCCUAAAUGUCUAUUUAAAUACUGAUAUUAUAUGGGAAACUGGUUGUCAUAUCACUGUGAUAUCCACCUGGAAAGGGGCUCAUUCCAUUACCCGCAAGCGAACGACGGGUGAUCUGCGGCGGAAUGUGGAGCGAGAUCACACUGUCACACUGUCACACACCUCUUAAACGCGAUUGGCGUAGCUUAUGCCGUCUUUGUUAUGUUUUUCAAUUGUUCUCAAUGAAAUUUAUUAUCUGGAAGGUCCUUAAGUAAAGUGGAUAAAAUAGUGUGCUAAUAGCUUCACUGUCGGGUCAUUGUCUAUAACACUGUUUGUUCUGACAAAUUCCUCGUUGUUGGUCAGAGAGGUGACAGACUUUAUGUACAUUGCUUGUGAGUGCCUUUUUCGCGUGAAGGUAGUAUUAGAAAUGGAAGGUGAAACACGUGUGUCACGUGUAUUUUGACACUGAUACGGAAUCUUUCAUUUUGCACAGAGAAAAAAAUAAAAUCACGAUGUAUGCAGUGAAGAUAAAGUUUUCGCCGUAAAGGGUGAGAGAGCUACAGAGAUCUCGUGUAGGUGCCUGGCUUUGAGUCAGAACGUGAGACGAAUCAUGACUCUUCAGUGAAUUUGAUAACAAUCGACAGAAUUGCAACCUGCAAAGAUGCAGAAGUGUUUUCUUCAAUAGGGGAAUCUUUGCUGCCGUCAUAACUUACAUUUUUCUUUUUUAGCAUAACUGUUUUUUGUUUGUUUAUUUCUUUUUUUAUAGUAAAGAAGUCGAGUUCAUGAAGGAGUGAUUUCAAAAACCGAAUUAGUGCCUCGUAGUGUAAAGUACGUGAAAUUUGGGUCUUUCUACGAGUAAAACUCACAUGAAAUAUUCAUCAACGGAAACGGCCAACUUUCUGGGUGAAAAAAAUCGCUAAUGAACCUAUACAUUCUUUUUAAAAUUCCUAAUCUUAACAUCGUGUGGCUAAGAGAAUUUGAGAUGAACCAACAUUUUUGUGGCUUGAUGGGAAAACCAAGAGCUUAUACCCACCAGCAAAAAAUGUAAACAAAGAUUCCCCUCAUAGAAUGACACCUUUAACUAAGAAAAGGAAAUACUUUGCACUAUUAAGUCAGGUCUGUUAUUAAACUGCUAGUGAUUUUGUGACGUUAUGCGGUUAGAUAUACGAUUGUCGUACAAGUUAACCGAUUUUAAAGUCUAGUAGUCUAAGAGACUCGCCCUCAGGUUCUUACAGCUUCAUCUACAGUGGAUAAAUAACUAAUUGACUUAUAUUUAUUGCUUUUCGCAAGUCUUAUUUAAGUGUAAUUUUUAGUUGUAAAUGGUUGUGAUGGUUUGACACCUUGUAUCCAGUGAAGUUAACUCAAUUAAGUAAAGUUGAAGAUAACGCAACAGGAUG
Pocillopora meandrina is the source of this 25141-nucleotide messenger RNA. Lineage: Eukaryota; Metazoa; Cnidaria; Anthozoa; Scleractinia; Pocilloporidae. The record is from the annotation of a GenBank genome assembly.